This is a messenger RNA of Exophiala bonariae, 1560 nucleotides long. RefSeq lists its product as uncharacterized. Gene Ontology annotation, molecular function: transmembrane transporter activity. Gene Ontology annotation, cellular component: plasma membrane. NCBI's taxonomy places the organism in Eukaryota, Fungi, Ascomycota, Eurotiomycetes, Chaetothyriales, Herpotrichiellaceae. Gene Ontology annotation, biological process: transmembrane transport. The record is from RefSeq and is a predicted model, not a curated record. The transcript is spliced from 5 exons. Bases 1 to 1560 code for a protein of 519 amino acids.
AUGCGGUUCAGAACACUCGAGGAGCUGGGGCAGGGCGACCAAUUGGUGCAGUUAAUUGAUAGUGCUGGGGUUGGAGAUGUUCACAACCUUCAUCUUCGAGACACCGACGUGGUUCUCAUUCCACAGCCAUCUCAAGACAUCAAUGAUCCACUGCGAUGGCCGGCAUGGAAGAAACACUUCGCCUUCUUGAAUGUCUGCCUAUUUGCAUUCAUGAUCACGGGGUAUGUGGGUGGCUUUGCCCCUGCGCUUUACCUGCUCGGCAUCGAAUUCGACAAACCAAUGAAUGAGAGUAUGAAUCUCAUUCUCUGGCCACUUUUGGUGUCGGGACUUGGAAAUUUCUUCUGGGUCCCGGCUGCUGAGUAUGUGGGCAAACGUCCGGUGUUUGUCAUAGCCUCUCUGAUAACAUUUCUCGGAAUGGUUGGCUCUGCAAUCUCAAAAAGCUAUCAGCUGCUUCUCGCUUGCCGAAUCAUUGUCGCUGCUGGUGGGUCAUCGACUGAAGCUUUGGGUGCCGCCAUCAUCAACGACAUCUUUUACCUUCAUGAAAGAGGAUCCAAAAUGGGUCUCUACAUAAUCUUCCUCUACGGAGGUAAUUCUGUGAUGCCAUUGAUUUCCGGCUUCGUGAUCGACCGUGCUGGUUGGCGAUGGUUUUGUUGGCUGUGUGCCAUUAUUUCAUGUUUGAACUUUCUGGCCAUCUUCUUAUUCGUAGAGGAGACGAGAUUUGAACGCAAUGUUGCGCCAUCUGGUCAGCAGGUCGGCGAGGUGCUUCCAGAGAAAACACCAGCGAAUUAUACUCGAGAGCAACAUCUGGAGAAGGUUAAUGUCUCCACUACCGAAAACUCUCCUACCGCUGUUGAUGAGGGCUCUGAGGUUACCGGAACCAAAAAAUCCUAUCUUCGAACUUUGAGUCUUUGGUCUGGGAUUAGCGAACAAUCGUUCUUCAGCCACUUCAUGCGACCUUACCUCAUGAUUGUGUAUCCAGCGGUUAUCUGGGCGACUGUUACAUACUCGCUGGUGCUUGCCUGGCAGAUUAGUGCCAAUACAGUCACGUCCUUCAUAUUUCAACCACCGCCAUACAGCUGGUCGCCCAGUUUGAACGGCCUGAUCAAUAUUCCGGCAAUAAUUGGCAAUCUGGUUGGUGCAUACGUCGGUGGACCUCUGACCGACAAGUGGGCAAGACGCUGGGCCCGCCAGCAUGGUGGUAUCUUCAGCGCCGAGUCUCGUCUGGUGCUGCUUGUCGUUCCAGCCAUCCUUGUUCCCACGGGCCUCCUCAUGUUUGGUUUCGGUGCCGAACAUACACUACACUGGAUAGUGAUGUUCAUCGGCUACGCUCUCAUGAAUACCUGCAACUGUGCCGCCAGUAUCGGUAUGACAUACGUCAUGGACUCAUACUUUGGCGUUGCGGCCGAAGGACUGCUUUUGGUCAAUGGUCUGAAAAACACCAUCGCCUGGGGUUUCACUUACGGCUUCAUUCCAUGGACAGAGAGUGUGGGAUAUGCGAAGGUGAGUGAUUUGCAGAUGGGAUACCCUCCCAGUACCCUCCCAGUACCCUAUCGCCAAUAA